This is a messenger RNA of Quercus lobata, 2859 nucleotides long. RefSeq names its product Concanavalin A-like lectin protein kinase family protein. Gene Ontology annotation, molecular function: ATP binding; protein kinase activity; carbohydrate binding. The record is from RefSeq and is a predicted model, not a curated record. The transcript has a single exon. Gene Ontology annotation, biological process: protein phosphorylation. Bases 249 to 2396 code for a protein of 715 amino acids. Lineage: Eukaryota; Viridiplantae; Streptophyta; Magnoliopsida; Fagales; Fagaceae.
UUUCUUUGCUCCGCUUGUUCUGUUUUUUGGCAAAGAACCCAAUCCACUCCCAUCUCUCUCUCUCUCUCUCUCUCUCUCACUCUCUAUCUCUUACAGUGUCUUUACAAAGCUCGUGAUUCAAUCUUCUUUGUGUCUUCCAAACUCUCUCUCAAUCUCAAACACCACUAAUCUGAACCCCACUAAGGCCAAAGCAAGACCCUUAAACUCUGUGUAAAUGGCCAUUCACUAAAAAAAAAAAAAACUGAGCAAUGUUGAGACUUUCCUGCAAAUUUUCAGGCAUUGUCUUUUUUCUCUUUAUUACACUUUCGCUUUGCUAUUUCAACAUUCCCAUUACCAACGCCUCCACUGAGUUCGACUUCGGGACCUUAGCUAUAAGCAACCUAAAGCUCCUUGGCGAUGCCCACAUGAACAAUGGGAGCGUAAGGCUCACUGGCGACCUCCCCGUUCCCAACUCCGCCGCCGGCAAGGUCCUCUACAGCUCGCCGGUGAAGUUCCGGGAACCUGGGACGCACGUCCCGGCGAGCUUCUCUACUUUCUUCACCUUCUCCGUCACGAACUUGAACCCGUCCUCGAUCGGCGGCGGGCUCGCUUUUGUAAUCUCGCCGGUCGACGAUACGGUCGGCGAUGCCGGUGGGUUCCUCGGGCUCGUCAACGAGACGGGUUCGCCGUCUGGGUUUCUGGCGGUCGAGUUCGAUACCCUUAUGGACGUUGAGUUCAAAGACAUUAAUGGAAACCACGUGGGGUUGGAUCUGAACAGCAUGGUCUCGACGCAGGUCGCAGAUUUGGACGCCAUGGAUAUCGAUCUUAAGAGUGGCGAUGCGGUUAACGCGUGGAUCGAGUACGACGGGUCGUCUGGAGUGUUCAACAUAUCGGUUUCGUACUCGAAUCUGAAACCGAAGGAGCCUCUAUUGUCGUUCAGUCUGGACUUGGAUCAGUACGUGAAUGACUUAAUGUACGUUGGGUUUUCAGGGUCGACUCAAGGGAGCACAGAGAUUCACAGUAUCCAGUGGUGGAGUUUUAGUUGUUCGUUUGAUUCGACUUCUGGUUCAUCAGUUUCUUUGUCACCUCCACCUCCAACGACUAGUUUCAUGAAUACAACGGCUACUGCGAGGUCACCACCGCCUUCAAUAGCUCCAUCUGGGUCCAAUUCAGAAUCGAGUACUCCUACUUCACAGAAAAACAGUAAGUCUUCUUCUUGUCAUAACCAGCUCUGUAAACAAGGCCCAGGAGCUGUGGCUGGAGUGGUCACUGCUGGGGCUUUCGUUUUAGCUCUAUUUGCAGGUGCUUUUAUCUGGUUUUACUCUAAGAAGGUCAAGCAUGUGAGGAAUUCUGAUUCGCUUGCUACGGACAUUAUCAAAACGCCAAGGGAAUUCAGUUAUAAACAGAUCAAGUCAGCCACUAAGUGCUUUAAUGCCAAUAGAAUUAUUGGUCAUGGUGCAUUUGGGACUGUUUACAAGGGUAUAUUGCCGGAGACUGGUGACAUUAUUGCGGUGAAGAGAUGUAGUCAUAAUGGUCAGGGGAAGAAUGAAUUUCUGUCUGAAUUGUCUAUAAUUGGAACUCUCAGGCAUCGAAAUCUUGUUCGGCUUCAAGGUUGGUGCCAUGAGAAGGGUGAAAUUUUGUUAGUCUAUGACUUAAUGCCUAAUGGGAGCCUUGAUAAAGCUUUGUUUGAAGCUAGAACGCCUUUGCCGUGGCCGUAUAGGCGAAAAAUUUUAUUUGGGGUGGCCUCUGCUCUUGCUUAUUUGCAUCAAGAAUGUGAAAAUCAGGUGAUUCAUAGAGAUGUAAAGACUAGUAACAUAAUGCUGGACGAGGGGUUCAAUGCCCGGUUAGGGGAUUUCGGAUUGGCGAGGCAAAUUGAGCAUGAUAAAUCUCCUGAUGCAACAGUGGCAGCUGGAACAAUGGGGUAUUUGGCUCCUGAGUAUUUGCUAACUGGGAGAGCUACAGAGAAAACUGAUGUGUUUAGCUAUGGAGCUGUGGUUCUUGAAGUGGCUAGUGGAAGAAGACCGAUUGAGAAAGAUGUUUCUACUGUUGGUAAAGUUGGGGUUUGUAGCAACUUGGUUGAAUGGGUUUGGAGUUUACAUAGAGAAGGGAGGUUGUUAUCUGCAGCUGAUGCAAGACUUGGGGAUGAAUUUGAUGAGGGGGAAAUGAUGAGGGUCCUAAUGGUCGGAUUGGCUUGCUCUCAUCCUGACCCAUUGGCUAGACCCACAAUGAGAGGGGUGGUCCAAAUGCUUGUGGGUGAAGCUGAAGUUCCCAUUGUCCCAAGAGCAAAGCCCUCUAUGAGUUUUAGCACUUCACACCUCUUGUUGAGCUUGCAAGACAGUGUCUCUGACUGUAAUGCUAUGAUUAACAUCUCCACCUCAUCAUCAGAGAACGACUUCAAUGGUAUUGAUUUAGUAUGAUCACAAAGUUCAUAACCUCAAGGGUUUGUUUAUUGGUUCGUAUAGUAUAUGUAUUCAUUUGUUUAUGUAUAUUUAAUAACACCCAUGACAUGCACUGUAUAAGCAAGCAAAAAGUUCAGUGGGGCUUGGGGAGGUACAAUUUUGUUUAUGAGUGAUAAUAUGUAUAAUCCAUCAUACAAUUAGAGUGGAUGUCAUUUUCUUCCUUUCCUUAGAUGGGUUUCUUUGUGGAGAGAGAGAGAGAGAGGUGGGCAGUGGUUGCUUUCUCAAGGAAUCCAUUAGUCAAAAGUAAACAUUAGAGUUUGAGUAGGGAUUUGGUAAAGCAUAGUGUCAAAAGGAGUGCAUAUUUAUCAGACACUUUUCUGAGAAGUCUUUUAUAAUUGUGGCUGGUGCGGAUAAUGUAACAAUAAUAUGAAAUUGAGUGCACAAAUUCUUCUUUAAUAACAUAUCUUGGUUUCUUAUUUAA